CUUCUCUGCUUUUCGCAGGGAAGGGCCAUGUAGCUGCAGCUCAAGUGCAGCCAUCUGGCCCUUCGGAUCGGGGUCAAGGCGCCAGGGGUUGGACAGGCCACUCCGCCCCUGUUCGGCCACUGCCUUCAGCAGAGCUUUCUCGUCCUCGUCUAGCGCGCAUUCUCUUCCUUCCCUCAUGACUCUGGCAAGCGCGACAACUGUCAACCAUCACGGCGCCUACGCCAGUCGUCACUCCAUCUCGCCCAACAUGGCCGUGUGGGCGGUGGUGUUGCCGCCCAGCCGAGAGACUGGUGUAUUUCACAUAUUUUUUGACCUGCCUCUCCCCACGUGGCAAUCUCCAAGCGAUCACUUCGGAGGAGCUGGUACGGAGAUAAUCCAUGUUGAGAUCCACGGUUCUCGUGGAUUUGGAUGGGUCAGUGUCCGCGGCGAAGAAGGAUAUCAGAAGUUUAUGGAACUUCUUCGGUACACAGCCACCUUGGACCUUUGGAGUGAAUAGGGGGAGCUACCUCGAGCUCCAAGCAGUUAACAAAGAUUCUCUUUUGAAAGGUCUCACUGAAGCAUGGAAGAACGAUUUGCGGUCAAGGAUCGAGCUCUGCGGGGAAAUGCAGUGCUUGCGCCCUCCCCAACAGUUCCCACAGCCGAUCUAUCAUUCUCCAGCACCACCUCCACUUCCACAUCUCGUUCCUGGCCGGUACGGCAGCACUGCUGGGGUACAUGGCCACGGGAUGGUUGUCACGAGUUACGCUCCCUACCCACCAAUUCCUAGGCGCCUCUCUAUGCUAUGAGCUCUGAGACAGCAGCAAUUGAGGCGCAGGAGAUCGAGAAGCUCGCGUCACGUAUGGGGAUGCUGCGGACGGCCGCUCCAGCUUGGCCGUCGCCAUACGAAGCAUUCCGAGGACGGCGAUAGGCUCAUCCAGUGCGCCUCGACCGGUCAGGGGUUUUCCGGUGCGACCUCCUGAGAGAGCGCACCCUGGUCUACGGCACGUCGAUGGAACAAGGGGAGAUAACACACGCCGCGACCAAAUGGCUGGUGUUCUCGUCGUCCGUGGCAACUCCAACGCAUCCGCAAACGUGACCACCCCGGGUCAGAGUGCUCGUUAGUUGUAGUAUUAUGGAUAAUCAAGCUUAUGUGU
Messenger RNA from Microdochium trichocladiopsis, 1133 nucleotides. RefSeq lists its product as uncharacterized. The record is from RefSeq and is a predicted model, not a curated record. Bases 378 to 785 code for a protein of 135 amino acids. NCBI's taxonomy places the organism in Eukaryota, Fungi, Ascomycota, Sordariomycetes, Xylariales, Microdochiaceae. The transcript is spliced from 3 exons.